This is a messenger RNA of Meleagris gallopavo (turkey), 627 nucleotides long. Lineage: Eukaryota; Metazoa; Chordata; Aves; Galliformes; Phasianidae. The record is from RefSeq and is a predicted model, not a curated record.
UCUCUAUAGUCGUUGGGGGAAAGAAGGGCGUCUCGUUGCGGCCGCUCUGUCCCCUGCACCAUAGAGCGCGGCCGGAAGCUGUCUCCUAGCAACGCGCGCUUCCUCUCCCGCCCUCGGGGAAGCUUCUGGGCGGCGCGGGGCAUUGUGGGUGCGCGCCUGGCUCAGCAGCGGGAGCGGCAGAAAGGAGCGCCGCCGAGAUGAUGCCAACACCAGUUAUCCUGCUGAAGGAGGGCACUGACACCUCGCAGGGGAUUCCCCAACUGGUCAGCAACAUCAAUGCCUGCCAGGUGAUCGCCGAGGCUGUACGCACCACCCUGGGACCUCGGGGCAUGGACAAACUCAUUGUGGACGACAGGGGCAAAGCCACAAUCUCUAAUGAUGGUGCCACCAUUCUGAAGCUCCUUGAUGUUGUCCAUCCGGCUGCGAAGACAUUGGUGGACAUUGCCAAAUCUCAGGAUGCAGAGGUUGGUGAUGGCACCACAUCUGUAACUCUGCUUGCUGCUGAGUUCCUGAAACAAGUGAAGCCCUACGUGGAGGAAGGCCUUCAUCCUCAGAUCAUCAUCCGUGCCUUCCGCACGGCCACGCAGCUGGUAAGGCAACACUGUGCAGGAUAGGGAGGCUCUGCUU